GCUAAGCGGUGUUGGAGCCUUUAGUACCAGGACACGCAAUAGACGCUUUUCUUCCUCUGUGUCCUAUCGUGGGAUAUAUUCAAUAAUGUUACAAGACCUGCAGGCUGAGAGUCGCUGGAUGCCGAUUGUCGCUUAUUGCAACAAUCAAUAGACUCAAGCCAUAUUUCUGACAUACGUCACGGCUAUAUCACUCACCAACAUGUAACGUACAUUCCUGCUCCUGCUGUCUGAGGUAAAGCAUCCCUUCCUAGCUUUCUAUCAAAACAAACACGCAUCAUUCCUCGUACCGGCUUCCAUUCUCAAUGAGUGCACGCGAAAAGAACCUCCAAACCCAACUCCGACCCAAAAAAUGGGUCAUCACACUCCGCGGCCCCAAAGACUCGCCCUACGAGACGGGAAACUUCAAACUCGAUGUAUCCUUUCCAGACGACUUCCCCUUUGCCGCACCAGCCAUUCACUUCCGCACGAAAAUCUACCACCCAAACAUCGACAGCAACAGCGGCACCAUUGCGUGGAGCCCAGCAAACGAAGAAUGGUCGCCUGCGUGGCACAUGGAUAAGAUUCUCAUCAUGUUGAGCAGUCUGCUUAGCGCACCGGAUCCACGCCCUGGAUGCGAGAUUGUACCGGAGAUUGGGCAUGAGUGGCGAGAGAGGCGCGACGUGUAUUGGCAGACGGCCAAGGAGUGGACGGAGAAAUACGCAAUGUAG
This is a messenger RNA of Exserohilum turcica Et28A, 707 nucleotides long. RefSeq lists its product as uncharacterized. Gene Ontology annotation, molecular function: ubiquitin conjugating enzyme activity. Bases 303 to 707 code for a protein of 134 amino acids. Gene Ontology annotation, biological process: protein polyubiquitination. The transcript has 2 exons. The record is from RefSeq and is a predicted model, not a curated record. NCBI's taxonomy places the organism in Eukaryota, Fungi, Ascomycota, Dothideomycetes, Pleosporales, Pleosporaceae. Gene Ontology annotation, cellular component: nucleus.